Molecule: messenger RNA, 339 nt
Organism: Paracoccidioides lutzii Pb01
Exons: 1
Coding region: 1-339 (112 amino acids)
Source: RefSeq, a predicted model, not a curated record
AUGCCCUGGGAGGUGAAGCAUCGGGCAGUUUUCUUGCUGUUGUCGACAUUGAAAUCGCAUGAAGUUUCAGUUGGUGAUGUUUUGCUGUAUGUAGCUUUAGCUGGAGGUGACAGUACCAUACGAGAUUACACACAUAGCAAUCGGCCAGCAGCUACAACAAAACGGUAUCAAUACAGAUACCGGGCCGAUUGGGGCUCCAGACCGCCUUGGCAGAAUCCUUCCACAAUUUCAGAAAUGGGACUUCGUUCCCAGACACAAUCUGCUGGUGCGGGGGAUCUGAAUCCAACGGAGAAUAUCCUGGUAUUCUACGGCUGCACUAGUUUAUUUGAGCUGAGCUGA